Knipowitschia caucasica is the source of this 261-nucleotide messenger RNA. The record is from the annotation of a GenBank genome assembly. Lineage: Eukaryota; Metazoa; Chordata; Actinopteri; Gobiiformes; Gobiidae.
AUGGGAAAGAGUGGGGAAGAAGAGGACAGCGGUAUGUUCAAAGCAGCUCCUCUUCUGCUGUCAGGUGUUGCCUGCGCACCAAGACCCAUGGUCAUCGUGGUGAAGGUGCUGAAGGGGGUUAAGGCACUUGCGGUGAGUGGACUGGCAGACACUCCUGAAGUGGUGGGGGUGGUGGUGAAGAGGAGGAAGAUGCUGUGGAUGAAGCUUGUUGGACAUUCACAUGGGCUGAGGAGGAGAGCAGGACACCUGUUGGAGGACUGA